Messenger RNA from Pleurotus ostreatus (oyster mushroom), 5304 nucleotides. RefSeq lists its product as uncharacterized. Lineage: Eukaryota; Fungi; Basidiomycota; Agaricomycetes; Agaricales; Pleurotaceae. The record is from RefSeq and is a predicted model, not a curated record. The transcript is spliced from 7 exons. Gene Ontology annotation, cellular component: nuclear envelope; meiotic nuclear membrane microtubule tethering complex. Gene Ontology annotation, biological process: nuclear envelope organization. Bases 1 to 5304 code for a protein of 1767 amino acids. Gene Ontology annotation, molecular function: protein-membrane adaptor activity.
AUGUCAAGUGGCGAUGAAGACCAGGAGGUUGGAAGUGACAUGGCAGUCGACGACUGGGACUCCGGAUCCCUUGUUCCGCCAUCGCGAUUUGCUCCUCUUCUUCCCCAUCCUGCUUUGGCCCCGUUCAAUUCUCACGCUCUUCAUGGCGACCUCAUUCGCAAUCCCGCCAUGAAUGACAGACACACCUUUGUAUCCGCCAAUGAAGCCGGCUCAGACGUUACUGCGAUAGGCACUCCGCUGGCUCUUCGGGAUAACCAGCACGUUCAUCAUACCUUCCCUGAGAUGUCACCCACCUGCCUUUUAGCGGCAGUAUCAACGACACCAGUAGCUGAAGGCAUGACCCCAAGAGACGACUUGGUAUUGAGCCCAAAUCUGUUAUCGCGAGAUGAAGGGGUACCACCGUCGUCGUAUCUCAAAAGCAGCACGCCGGAUGCCUCUGACAAGUUUGUGCUGGAAUCUCAACACAUCGGACACGCGCGGAAUACUUCCAACGGUAGAGUUACUAAAGAUCCAACGCCAACGAGGGUGACAGUAGUUGUUGGUUCAGCCUCCCGGAAGCCGUACAGCAUUGAGGGAAACGAUACGGCCAUGGUAAGGGAUGAGUGGAAGGAGGAAACUAGCGGCAGGAGCUCAGAGGAGGACGACCCAACGCCCGGCGACUGUCUAGUAACUUACCAGACGGGGUGGGACGGCGAGAGUAAUGAGGGCGAUCACGACUCUGCCUCAGUCAACGAUCCCAUCAAUCAGGAGUGGCGCAGUGACAGUGGCAGCGACGGUGCUGUUGACGACAGCAGGAAAUCGUGGGGCAGCGAGAGUGUGGAGGGUGAUCACAACCCUUCCUCGGUCAACGAUCCCAUCAAUCAGGAGUGGCGCAGUGACAGUGGCAGUGAGGGCGAGGAAGAGGUGAAGGUGGAACAGGAGAUGGAUCAGGACGACCCAUUGUCUACCAUCGCUGCCGUAGUCGCCGAGGAUGGGUGGAACGAGGAGAGCGACGAAGGGAGCUCCGAGGAGGAGGAUCGCAUGCUUGGCGACGGUGCUGCUGACGACAGCAGGAAAUCGUGGGGCAGCGAGAGUGUGGAGGGCGAUGACAAGCCACCUUCCAACCAUGACCCCGUCCACAGGGAGUGGCGUGAUGACAGUGGCAGUGAGGGCGAGGAAGAGGUGAAGGUGGAACAGGAGAUGGAUCAGGACGACCCAAUGUCCAGCACUGCCAGUGUUGCGGCGGGGGAUCAGUGGAACGAGGAGAGCGACGAAGGGAGCUCCGAGGAGGAGGAUCGCAUGCUUGGCGACGAUGCUGCUGACGACAGCAAGAAAUCGUGGGGCAGCGAGAGUGUGGAGGGCGAUCACAACCCUUCCUCGGCCAACGAUCCCAUCAAUCAGGAGUGGCGUGGUGACAGUGGCAGUGAGGGCGAGGAAGAGGUGAAGGUGGAACAAGUGAUGGAUCAGGACGACCCAAUGUCUACCAUCGCUGCUGUAGUUGUAGUCGCCGAGGAUGGGUGGAACGAGGAGGAUCGCGAGAGGAUCGCGCGGCAGGGCGAUCCCGUGCUCGGAGACGGUGGUGUUGCGGAGGUGGAGGAGGGAGAGCAAGUGGGACAGGACGAUCCAAUGUCCACCAUUGCUGCUAUCAUCGCCGAGGAGGAUCACGACGCCGUUACGACGGUGGAAGAAGCGGAGCAGGGAACCCAUGAGGAGCAAGACCCCCCAAUGUCCAGCAUCGCCAGUGGCAGUGAGGGCGAGGAAGCGGUGAAGGUGGAGAAGGAGAUGGAUCAGGACGACCCAAUGUCCAGCACUGCCAGUGUUGCGGCGGGGGAUCGGUGGAACGAGGAGAAGAACGACGAAGGGAGCUCCGAGGAGGAGGAUCGCAUGCUCAGCGACGGUGCUGCUGACGACAGCAAGAAAUCGUGGGGCAGCGAGAGUGUGGAGGGCGAUGACAAGCCACCUUCCAACCAUGACCCCGUCCACGGGGAGUGGCGUGAUGAUAGUCAUGGGGAGGAUGACAAGGGCGACGUAGGCGAGCUAGUGUCCCCAUAUUAUGAUCACCCCGCGCGGGUCAACAACAGCGAAAUAGAAUGGCAAGCCCAGUCGCAGGCUAUGCCUACCAUCGACAUGCUUAUGGGGUACGGACAGGACAAUGGGCUGGAAUCAUUUGCUGACGACGAACGGGACACUGUCAGUGAAGUUGGCUCCCUCGGAUUCGGUGUGACUAAACCGCUCGCGAUCCAGGCUCACUCCUCCAUCAGUUCCUCCGUCCGCCGCCGUUCUCAGCUAUACACUAACCCCCAGGAGCAAAAUGACGACAUGAAUAACCCUCCUGCUCCUAACUUCGACAGGUCACCUAGUCGUCCAAUCCUCGUUGAACAAAGUCACGCAAGGGUUCUUCUUUGGAGAAAUGAUGUACCCCCACGCAUUGAAACAUCUUCUGUCCUCGGGAGAGACAGGAGUGUCGGUACCAUCGGGAAUGAUGGAGGUGGAGCAAUUGGACACCGUUACAACAACCCUGAGCCUACGCCGUCUGCACUAAAUCGAGCUUCUACGCCCCUCUUCCUCAACAGUCCUUCCGAAUGUCACAGCUAUCAAAUAUCUACAAUAUCUACAACCCGUCGCAACACUUCCCGAAUUCCAUCACCUUGGGACCAUCGUAGCCCAGAGCCUUCUGCACAUGGACCAGCCGGCUUUCAGAACGCCCGUAGUCCGUCACCUUGGGACCAUCGUAGCCCAAAGCCUUCUGCACAUGGACCAGCCGGCUUUCAGAACGCCCGUAGUCCGUCACCUUGGGACCAUCGUAGCCCAGAGCCUUCUGCACAUGGACCAGCCGGCUUUCAGAACGCCCGUAGUCCGUCACCUUGGGACCAUCGUAGCCCAAAGCCUUCUGCACAUGGACCAGCCGGCUUUCAGAACGCCCGAAGUCCGUCACCUUGGGACCAUCGUAGCCCAGAGCCUUCUGCACAUGGACCAGCUGGCUUUCAGAACGCCCGUAGUCCGUCACCUUGGGACCAUCGUAGCCCAAAGCCUUCUGCACAUGGACCAGCCGGCUUUCAGAACGCCCGUAGUCCGUCACCUUGGGACCAUCGUAGCCCAGAGCCUUCUGCACAUGGACCAGCCGGCUUUCAGAACGCCCGAAGUCCGUCACCUUGGGAUCAUCGUAGUCACCCCGAACCGUCCCUAGCACCUUGGGGGACGUCCAGAGCUCAGAGUCGUGAACACACUUCUCACAGCGAUCAGUCGCCUUUCGACAAUGGAUUUGAUCGGGGCUUCUGGGGACACCAUCCUACCCCAGGCUCCUUCUCUGAGGAUAAUGCCCACGCGACUUCCAUGCAUGGCGACACUGAGAGUGACGGUGGCAAUGAAAAGCCUUAUCCUAACAACGGGAAACAUCCCAAGCGUGACAAGAGUCAACGUCCCUAUCCCGGCGAAGAGGAACGUCAGAAGCAUGGCAAGCAUCACCGUCGACGUCGGAAACACUGUGUCCACUGUGCUCCUCCCAAUACCGACGACGGAAUGUCUGACUCAGACGAAGCUUCCGGACCUCCUCAGCGCACUUACAAUGUCCGACAUCUUGACCCAAAAGGUCUUGUAUUGAAGUCCGAAAUCAGAAUCCACUGCGAUCGUACCUUAAUGGAGCGUAGUCUGAAAAUAGCCACUGAGGACAUGAUUCGCAGCUUCACGCUCAAGCCGUAUGGCCCGAUUCGUCCCACAGUCGCCAAUUUCGCAAUGGACGCUCGCCCUCAGAAGGGCAUAACUACUGCUUGGAACAAACGCCUCAUCGAGGUGUUCGUGCAAGACUUCAUGGAACAACCCCAGUACACUUGUAAGGACCCUGCAAAGAUCGAACACCAUUUCAAGCAGCAUCUGUACCAACUCAAGCAACGCGCGGCAAAGCUUCCGACGCCCGAAGCUGCCAAAGCCAAGAGUCGCGAAAACAGGCGGCGCGCACUACGAGAGCGUCGCGUCAAGGCGUGUAGGAACUACUCUCGACAAGAUCCCACCCUGCAUCGUUUUCUCGAUUUGUUGGGUAGGCUACCCUAUUAUGCCAUGAGUGGAGAUGAGACGGACGCCGAUGCUAGCACAUCAAUCGGGAUUGGGAAGACUAUCGAUGGGUAUUCAAUAACCAAUCUACCUUGGCGCUCUUCAGACCCAGAAGUAACCCAUUGGUUCCGGACAUUCGAUCUACUUCACCUCUCUACACGAUACAUGAUGACCGGCAACCCGACACCCGGCGAAUGGCCACGAGUAAGACUGCCGUCAUCACGUAUCGAAAAACACAAGGCAGAGCCACCUCUUGGGCUUCCAGAGAACUUCUACGGCUCAGCUUUUCUUCAAAGCCUCCAUCCAAUGGAAAGACAGCGCCUGAAGGUCCAAACAUCCAUGGACCUCUCUUUUUCUAGAGAAAUUGAAACAUUUCGUUUCGCGUCUAACGCAGAGUACGCAAUUUCUCCGCCUGCUCUCAGACGAGGUGCCUGGCUCAAGCGUCCUGUGGUUGCAUUCACGUUGGGCAUCUUGACAGCCUUACUCGGGAAGCAGUCCGUUGUCCAUGCCUCAACUAUCAUCGAUGCAUACCUUACACCACAUAUUUCCUCUGGCCAAAUGCCCAUAGACGCCACAUUCGCUGUCCUUACUUCUAUCACUGACCGCCUACUCGCGAAUGCUACACCCGCCUCCGUCCCUCCUCGCAACCUUGCUCUAUUUGGUGGCGGCGCUCGAGUUAACUCUCUUCUCACUUCUGCUACCUACAAUCCUCACGCACAUGGUUCAGUAGGCCCACUACGGAGAGGCCUUCGCUGGGUUCGAGACACGAUGCUCGGUGUCGAAUUUUCUCGACUGCACAUGAGUCGUCCCAGGGAUGCUCUCAGCGAGAAUAUGGAACUUGGAAGGUGUUGGGAAUUCGAGGGUCCCACGGGUCACAUAGCCAUUGAAUUGCCAGAGGUCGUCACCAUAACCGACGCCAGUGUGGCUUACAUCCCUGCUCCCCUCCUCUCGCAGGUUGCUGUAGGCCGUGCGCCGCGCAGAGUAACCAUGUGGGGCCUGGCCGACAACACGACUGCUCAGCAUUUUACCGAGUCCCACGCGCCGUCCCUUUUUACAGCGAAUCACCGGAACCCUCCUGGUAUGCACUACACCGAUAGGUUCGUCAAGCUUGGAGGGUUCGUUUUCGACAUCGAUUCGUCGCAUCACCAGUUCUUUGCCAUGGAUCCUGAUUCUGCCACGAUACAAACAUCUCUGGUCAUUUUUGAAGUGAAUAAUAAUCACGGUUCAAGCACAACAUGUCUAUAUUAUUUAGGGGUGUACGGUAUAGAAGUCUCCUAA